Agrilus planipennis (emerald ash borer) is the source of this 2615-nucleotide messenger RNA. It is a transcript of the gene Cdc5, whose product is annotated as cell division cycle 5-like protein. Bases 128 to 2566 code for a protein of 812 amino acids. The transcript has 6 exons. Gene Ontology annotation, biological process: regulation of transcription by RNA polymerase II; mRNA splicing, via spliceosome. Gene Ontology annotation, molecular function: DNA-binding transcription factor activity, RNA polymerase II-specific; RNA polymerase II transcription regulatory region sequence-specific DNA binding. Gene Ontology annotation, cellular component: spliceosomal complex; Prp19 complex. NCBI's taxonomy places the organism in Eukaryota, Metazoa, Arthropoda, Insecta, Coleoptera, Buprestidae. The record is from RefSeq and is a predicted model, not a curated record.
UUGUCCAUACCUAUGGUUGUACAAGUUAGGUUAGUUUCACUUGCAAACUAGCCGUUUUAUUAUAAGAAAGCUUAAAUAAAAGCAGUAUAUUGUGUGUAUUUUCAAAAACUAAAAGUACACUACCAAAAUGCCGCGUGUUAUGAUAAAAGGUGGUGUUUGGCGAAAUACAGAAGAUGAAAUACUUAAAGCGGCUGUUAUGAAAUAUGGCAAAAAUCAAUGGUCCCGAAUAGCAUCUCUAUUACACAGAAAGUCUGCAAAACAGUGCAAAGCUAGAUGGUAUGAAUGGCUCGAUCCUAGUAUAAAAAAGACAGAAUGGUCUCGUGAAGAAGACGAAAAGCUUUUGCAUUUAGCAAAACUUAUGCCAACUCAGUGGAGAACAAUAGCACCAAUAAUUGGACGAACAGCUGCCCAAUGUUUAGAAAGAUAUGAGUAUUUAUUAGAUCAAGCACAAAAGAAGGAAGAAGGUGAAGAUGCUGCAGAUGAUCCACGUAAACUUAAACCAGGUGAAAUUGAUCCAAAUCCAGAAACAAAGCCUGCCCGACCUGAUCCCAAGGAUAUGGAUGAAGAUGAAUUGGAAAUGCUUUCUGAGGCAAGAGCCAGGUUAGCUAAUACUCAGGGUAAAAAAGCAAAGCGUAAAGCAAGAGAAAAACAAUUAGAAGAAGCCAGACGAUUAGCAGCAUUGCAGAAAAGGCGUGAAUUAAGAGCUGCUGGUAUUGAGGUAGCAUCUAGAAGAAGAAAGAAACGUGGAGUAGAUUACAAUCAAGAAAUUCCUUUUGAAAAAAGGCCAGCUCCUGGAUUCUAUGAUACCUCUAAUGAAGUAAUAGAUCCAAUGGCCCCUGAUUUUGGAAGAAUGAGGCAACAACAGUUGGAUGGUGAACUAAGAAGCGAAAAAGAAGAGAAAGAGCGACGUAAAGAUAAACAAAAGCAGAAACAGCGCAAGGAAAAUGAUAUUCCAUUGGCUAUGUUGCAAAAUCAAGAGCCGGCUAAAAAACGAUCAAAACUUGUACUACCAGAGCCUCAAAUAUCGGAUCAAGAACUUCAACAAGUGGUUAAAAUUGGUCGUGCCAGUGAAGUAGCAAAGGAAGUAGCUUUGGAAAGUGGAGUGGAGUCUACAGACACACUUCUCAAUGACUACUCUCAGGCAGCAGCUACACCACGAACUCCUGCCCCUCAAACCGACAGAAUUUUACAGGAAGCACAGAACGUAAUGGCUUUAACACACGUCGACACGCCCCUCAAAGGAGGUGUAAAUACACCUUUACAUAACUCAGACUUCAGCGGAGCAUUGCCUCAAACACAAGCAGUGGCCACACCCAAUACGGUCUUAUCUACACCUUUUAGAUCGACAAGGAGCGAUGGAGGUGGAACACCUAGCAGUGGUUUUAACACACCUAGGAGUGGAGCGGUUGUUCCUGCAGGGCAAGUAAGUAUAAUUUCAUUAGCUAAAUUACAUCUUCUUAAUCGAAAGUCAUUUAAUAAGGCUAACCAAACCCCAGCAUCAAUCAGAGAUAAAUUAAACAUAAACACUGAAGUUUCGGACAUUCGGGGAACUCCUGCGGCUCAUAAAAGUUUAAAAGAGCAACUACGCGUCGGUCUCAGUGGUUUACCUGCCCCUCGAAACGACUAUGAGAUUGUAGUACCAGAAAACGAACAAGAAGAAGUCAUCAAUCAAGGAAAUGAACAAUUCAUCGAAGAUCAAGCAGAUAUUGACGCCCGGAAAUUGGAAGAAGAAAAGGCUAAAGCCGCUCAGGAACUGGCCCUUCGCUCACAAGUCAUUCAGAGAGAUUACCCCCGACCACAUGACGUUAACAUGUCAGUCCUGCGACCUCCGCAAGAGUCCCACUCCUUAACCGAACUCCAAAAAGCAGAGGAACUUAUUAAGAAAGAAAUGGUCACCAUGCUCCACUACGAUAGCAUUCACAAUCCUAUUCCACCACCUUCGCAUCAAUCCAAAAAGCAAACUGUAACCCAAGCUCAACAAUUGGCAUACUUAGAACAACAUCCCUAUCAAAAGUUUCGGAAAGAAGAGCUGGAAUCAGCAAAACAAUUACUCAAACGUGAAAUGGAUGUGGUUAAAAGAGGAAUGAAUCACGGCGAUCUCUCUUUAGACGCGUACACUCAAGUAUGGGAGGAAUGUUUAGCCCAAGUGCUAUUUUUGCCUAAUCAGAAUCGAUAUACACGUGCUAACUUGGCUAGCAAGAAAGAUCGAUUGGAAUCGGCUGAGAAGAGACUGGAACAAAACAGAUCUCACAUGGCACGAGAAGCGAAAAGGGCAGCAAAAAUGGAGAAAAAAUUGAAAAUAUUAACCGGAGGAUACCAAGCCAGGGCACAAGUAUUAAUUAAACAAUUGCAUAAUUUAUACGAACAAAUCGAUCAAGCUAAUUUAGAAUUGAGCACGUUCAAAUUCUUACAAGAACAGGAGAAGAAUGCACUACCCAGAAGAAUACAGUCUCUCACGGAAGACGUUAAUCGGCAGAUUGAGAGAGAAAAGGCCCUACAAGCUCGAUAUGGUCAAUUACAGGAACAAAUGAGAGAAUUGCAAGAUAUGAUUAGCAAACAACAGUGAACUAUAUGUUAGUUUUCUUUUUAAAUCCUAUAUAAUUAUAUUAUUAAAU